Messenger RNA from Rotaria socialis, 336 nucleotides. The record is from the annotation of a GenBank genome assembly. NCBI's taxonomy places the organism in Eukaryota, Metazoa, Rotifera, Eurotatoria, Philodinida, Philodinidae.
AUGGCGGCCAAGUUUACAUCUGAGUCACGACGUAGGUUAGCGCUUGUGAUUGGUAUCGGUGAUUAUGAAAAUAUACAAAAAUUACAGAAUCCUCAAAAUGAUGCGAAAGCAUUAUCAUCUCUCUUACAACGUUUCCGCUUUACUACUGCUGAUCAACACUUGGAUCAAACACGCAAUCAGUUGAAACAUGUUCUUGUGGAUUUUGAAGACUCAAUUCAAUCUAACUAUAUAGUCCUGUUUUAUUUUGCUGGACAUGGGAUACAAUGGGAAGUAUGUAUUCAGAAUNAUCAAAAUCGGCAAAAAAAUCGGCAAAAAUCGACAGUUUUGGCGAUUUAA